Messenger RNA from Apodemus sylvaticus (European woodmouse), 7529 nucleotides. It is a transcript of the gene Nr2c2, whose product is annotated as nuclear receptor subfamily 2 group C member 2. Gene Ontology annotation, biological process: positive regulation of transcription by RNA polymerase II; positive regulation of embryonic development; cell differentiation. Bases 249 to 2039 code for a protein of 596 amino acids. The record is from RefSeq and is a predicted model, not a curated record. Gene Ontology annotation, molecular function: zinc ion binding; RNA polymerase II cis-regulatory region sequence-specific DNA binding; nuclear receptor activity. Lineage: Eukaryota; Metazoa; Chordata; Mammalia; Rodentia; Muridae. The transcript is spliced from 16 exons.
CGGCCUGCGCCCAGCCCUCCUUGCCGGGGGCGCCGGCCGCAGACACGGGACCUGCUCCGCGGUUGUUGUGGCGCCCAACCCUGAGGUUCUCUAAUGAUCUUGCUUCACCAUGGCUACAAAUAUGGAGGGGCUGGUUCAGCACAGAGUGGGGACCCAGCAGGUGGCUGAGGUGCCCAGGUGACCACUCAGCACGUUGAUCCUCGCCUUUGGUACCACGUGCACAGACCUCUUGGCCGGAAUCUCCAGGGAUGACCAGCCCCUCCCCGCGCAUCCAGAUAAUUUCCACCGACUCUGCGGUAGCCUCACCUCAGCGCAUUCAGAUUGUAACAGACCAGCAGACAGGACAAAAGAUCCAGAUAGUCACCGCAGUGGACGCCUCUGGAUCCUCUAAACAGCAAUUCAUCCUAACCAGCCCAGAUGGAGCUGGAACUGGGAAGGUGAUCCUGGCUUCUCCAGAGACAUCCAGUGCCAAGCAGCUCAUAUUCACCACCUCGGACAACCUUGUCCCUGGCAGAAUCCAGAUCGUCACGGAUUCUGCUUCUGUGGAGCGUUUGCUGGGGAAGGCAGACGUCCAGCGGCCCCAGGUGGUGGAGUACUGUGUGGUCUGUGGCGACAAAGCCUCUGGCCGGCACUAUGGGGCUGUCAGUUGUGAAGGCUGCAAAGGUUUCUUUAAAAGGAGCGUGAGGAAGAAUCUGACCUACAGCUGUCGGAGCAGCCAAGACUGCAUCAUCAACAAGCACCACCGCAACCGCUGCCAGUUCUGCAGGCUAAAGAAGUGCCUGGAGAUGGGCAUGAAAAUGGAGUCUGUACAGAGUGAACGGAAACCCUUUGAUGUACAACGAGAGAAACCAAGCAAUUGUGCUGCUUCCACUGAGAAGAUCUAUAUCCGGAAAGACCUGAGAAGUCCUCUGAUAGCCACUCCCACAUUUGUGGCAGACAAAGAUGGAACAAGACAAACAGGUCUUCUUGAUCCAGGGAUGCUUGUGAACAUCCAACAGCCUUUGAUACGUGAGGAUGGUACAGUUCUCCUGGCCACAGAUUCCAAGGCUGAAACAAGCCAAGGAGCUCUAGGUACACUGGCAAAUGUAGUGACCUCUUUGGCCAACCUGAGUGAAUCUUUGAACAAUGGUGAUGCUUCAGAAAUGCAGCCAGAGGACCAGUCUGCAAGUGAAAUUACUCGGGCUUUUGACACCUUAGCAAAAGCACUUAGUACCACAGAUAGUGCUUCACCCCCAAGCCUGGCAGAUGGGAUAGAUGCUAGUGGAGGAGGGAGUAUCCAUGUCAUCAGCAGAGAUCAGUCAACACCCAUCAUUGAAGUUGAAGGCCCUCUCCUUUCAGACACACAUGUCACAUUUAAGCUUACAAUGCCCAGUCCUAUGCCAGAGUACCUCAAUGUACAUUACAUCUGCGAAUCUGCAUCCCGCCUGCUUUUCCUCUCCAUGCACUGGGCAAGGUCAAUCCCAGCCUUUCAGGCACUUGGACAGGACUGCAAUACCAGCCUGGUGCGGGCGUGCUGGAAUGAGCUCUUCACUCUUGGCCUGGCCCAGUGUGCCCAGGUCAUGAGUCUCUCUACCAUCUUGGCAGCCAUUGUCAACCACCUACAGAACAGCAUCCAGGAAGAUAAGCUUUCCGGUGACCGGAUAAAGCAAGUCAUGGAGCACAUCUGGAAGCUGCAGGAGUUCUGUAACAGCAUGGCGAAACUGGAUAUAGACGGCUAUGAGUACGCAUACCUUAAAGCUAUAGUUCUCUUUAGUCCCGAUCAUCCAGGUUUGACAGGCACAAGCCAGAUUGAGAAAUUUCAGGAAAAGGCACAGAUGGAAUUACAGGACUAUGUGCAGAAAACCUACUCAGAAGACACAUACAGAUUGGCCAGGAUUCUUGUCCGCCUGCCAGCACUCAGGCUCAUGAGCUCCAACAUAACAGAAGAACUUUUUUUUACUGGUCUCAUUGGCAAUGUUUCAAUAGACAGCAUAAUUCCCUACAUUUUAAAGAUGGAGACAGCAGAAUAUAAUGGCCAGAUCACCGGAGCCAGUCUAUAGUGCACAACCAACAGCUGCCAACAGUGGGAUGCCCCUAGGACUGUGCAGGUGCAAGGGAAGGGAAGUGUAGCAGUGUCUUGGUGUGUGCAGGUGUCUCCAGUGUGUUAGCCACUUCUUCCUGUUCAUCCCAGACAAUAGCAACUAAAGAUGAGUAGAACUCUUCCCUGCCCUAAGAAAUAUUUUAACACCUUUUGGUGAAGCAGAUUUUGGAACAAUCUUUUAAUUCAAUUUGUAUUUAGAAAUUCUCAAAGGGCAAAAAACAAUACUGAAGUUUUAUAAUGUCAGAGACUAGUAUUAAAAGAACCUAAGAACAGUAUGUGUAAAUACAUUAAAAAAAAAAAGUCCUUGGAAUUAAUAGCUACUAAUUACCAGGGUAAUGUUAGCACUUUCUAAGCACUUCUUAUCAAAUCUGCAAUGUUAACAUCUUACCUGUGGACAGGGCAAAUGGAAACUGUCUCUUUUGUCAAAAUGUUAAUGAUUCCUGUGAAAAUUCACUAGGGUACAGGAGACAAUCGUUCAUUUAGGAGAGAAUCCAUUUAUAAGAGGGCAGCACUUCUAGCUGUGUACUGUGGUGGUGGUGGUGGUGGUGCUGUGCUAAAUUCCUGUGAGUGAAAAUGUGGAUUCCUGGCAUUGUGCACAGGGGAUCUAACUUGCAGUGACUCAAUAAGAGCUGCUAUGCCAGCAGAGAUGCCUGUGAGGGUCCUUACCAAUAUGGUCCUGAUUCCUGAUGCCUGUCUGAAGACUCUUCCAGAAAGUGGGCUCCACUAAUUUUCAGAAUUAGAUUGCAGCUUGUCAGAGUGCCUGAGAUGAGUGUCAUGUAAUUCUUCAAGUGACUGAAAGUACACCUACAUCUCUCUAUCAACUUGUAGGAACUGGAGCCUUUGACCAAAAAGUGCAAGGUGGUUGACUGCACCCUUUGACAUGACCUGUUGUCUAGGUUGAGUGUGGCAUCUGCAGUGAGAGUUCCUAUUCCUGGUGUGUCCAGAGAGGGGCCAGUAUCUAUGAUCAUUCAGAACCUGCAGCUUGGUAGGGGUUGUGUAUCCUCACUGCCUGGUGAGGGACUAGCUUUAUAUUGUGGAAUAAAAGGCAUCAAGAUAAAUCCUUUCUGAACUUUUAAGUAUUAGUGAUUUCAGUGUACUGGGAUACCAUGCUUUUCAGUUUUCCCAGGUUUAUGCUAGUCCAACAAAGUUCUCUGGGGCAUUUGAAAUAACAGAAGUAGACCUUCUCUUUCAAAAGAGAAUCCAAAAACAGUCCUCAGUCAGGGCACAUAGUGCAGGCCUGUAACCCCAGCACUUGGGAGGCUGAGACACAAGAAUUAUACUUUGAAGGCCAACCCGAGCAACUUAAUGAGGAAACUCCUGAGUUUUCCAGGGGUCUGGGGAGUGGGGUAGGGUGGUGGCUUAAGUGUAGUGUGCUUGCCUAGCAUGCACUAGGUCCUGGGUUCUAUCCCCAGUACCAAAAGAAAAAAGAAAAACCUUCAUUCACAAAUUCCCUCAAGUUAUAAUGACCAUAGUUCCUAACAAGAAAGGAGUAUAGAAUUCAGUUCCAAGGAAGUUAGAUCUGACUUAAAGCUCUUUGCAUUCCCAUGGACAUGAGACUGGGGAAAAAAAAGUGGAAGGUUAGGAAAGAUACUUGGUAUUUGCAUUUAGAUUAGUAGAAAUUAAGAAAAAUACCUCCUGUAAGGUUAAGUUUGUACCUGUUUAUGGACAGGUACAGCCAUGGGGCUCAAGGAUAGAUAGUCUGUUUCCUUUUGAGGAGUUAAUGACACUUUAUUCACUGCUAGUGGGAUUUAAGUGCAGAAUUAUCUCUAGCUUCUAAAUUCCCAGCUAGAUUUGGAAGCCAGUGUUGGAGAACAGCAGAGAUGGCCAGCAUAAAAUAAUUGAAAGGACAUAAUUUUGCUAGCUUAAAGCUUUUUUCUUUUUAUGUAUAUAUUAAAAAUUAAGCCAAAUAUCUGGACACCGGUAUAGUUAGAGUCUAUUUUAAUCUCUGUAGAGGUUUCCUGUAGUAUAUCAAUCAAUACAUCUUAUAGUUGCUGGCUUUGCUUCCCUUAGGAUUUUGGAAUAUGAGCACCAGCCAUUUCUAGACCACUUAGAUAGGGCCUGGACAUCCUGGUUCCCAUUGGGUAUUUAGACCAUAGUUGGAUAAGAGGUACCAACCUCUUAAGAUGGCACUGAACGGGGCAAAAGGAAAAAAAAAUUUUUUUAAAUGUAGAAAAGAGUUGGUGAUCUAACCUGGUCUUUUGUAAGUUCCGUCAUUAGUAAUGGCCAAUUGAUAGGGCCACUUUGGGCCAAACUCCUUCACUGGUUGUCCAGAUCUUUGUGGCCUUAUCUUUAACAAUUGUAUCCAUACAAUUUUCAUUAUUGUAUCCAUACAGUUCUCAUUAACUGAAAUCAUUUCAAACUUUGAAUGAUGCUCCAUUCCAUCGCUUGUCAAAUGGACCUAUAAAGGUCAGCCCCAGUUGUUUCUUAGAGAUAGCCCAAUUACGUCUGGGCUUUAGCUUUCAGGGCUUUCCACCCCUGGUUUAUGAGUCUGUGAUACUCCAAGCUUGAUGAAACAAGGCUGACUUGUCUAGACACCCUUCUCAGGGAGGUGGACAGACACACUGACCUGGCUACUUUCAGAGGUGGGCUAGGGUGGAGAGAUACACACCAACCUGGCUAACUGGGCUCUUUUCCAGAAAGAUCUCAAAUGUUGAUAAUUCCAUGUUAAAAUUUGGGAUAAAAUAGGACAGGAGAUGUAGACAGAGACCAAAUUCCCUAAGCAAGUUAUCCUAGUUACUCCUCAAAAUGCUACAGUGUGUCACUGUCCUUCCAGUGUGCAGUGUGUAUUGAAGGGGCUUCAUUACUGCCUAGUCUCUUUCUGAGGCUGCAGUUGGGGUUGUGUCGUCUUUAAGUUUCUGUAUUGAAGUUCAAGUGAGUCACUUAUGCCCUUGGAAUGGUUUUCUAGUUUGUCAGUGUUGGAUGUGGAUGGUAUUCUGAGGUAGUCAUGGCAUCAACCAGCAUGGUCAGUUUGGCCCUCAAAUGGAGCAGCUGCAUCCACUACAUAAAAUUGUUCUGAAGGGUAGCACUGCUCAUGCACGUCCUCUGAUCAGUAUCCCUAACAGCUGGACCUAUUGUCUGGGACCUGAUGUCAUGGGGGUCUGGAAGACUGUUGCUGCUUUCCAAUGGCUGGGUGAAGCAGGGCUGUGGGUGCUGCUGAAAUUAUAGAUCCAGGCCUUGAAAAGCACCAUCUGACAGCUGCUUUUUUUCCAGGGGGAAGGUCCUGGCAAAACAGAUGCCCACCUCUUUCCUUUGCCUAACUACCAGUCUCCAGAUUAUGUGGUUCUUUGCAAAAAGUCUUAACUCUUAAUGUCAGUUUCUAAAGACAACUCCAAAAUGAGAUGAGGUUGACCUAGGUGUUUUGUACAAGGUUCUGACCUCCUCAUUGAGUGCCUCCCAUCAGUGUGUACUUUCUGUGCACAAUCUGUCCCUUCAGCCACACUGUGCAUGUCCAGAGUUACAGGCCUAGAUGACUGAAUGAAUGUACAUGUGUUCAUAUUAUCUUCUUUGUACAGUGUAUAUAAUGUGUGUACAUAGGUGUACAUUAUGUAUACAGACAUGUAGCCACAUAUUCAAACUUCUAUGUUGUCAAGAGUUGAUGCUAGUGUUGCUAAUGUGAAUAGAUGUUGGUGUUGCAAGGUUCCUUUAACAGGAACAUUGUGCUGGUGAGUUUCUUACCAACUUAAUUUUCCUGAGACAGGGCGCUGCCUGGGCCAGGUGUCACUUUUUCCUGCACAAGGAAGCCUCGAGCCAGAAAAGUCCUGAUAGGAGGGCAAUUCUCUAAGUUUACAAGGGCUCAGAAGCUGGAAGAGAUGUUAGUCUAAUAUCCAAAACUAAGGAUAAAACUGCUUUUCACAAACCAGUUUAACCUAACUGGAAGGAACUUGGUGACUGAGACCCUCAGUCUUCUCUAAAGCCUGGAGCUUUGUGUGGCUCCGACAUGGGCAUUUGGGAUCAAGGGGCUGCAGCCGUCUCCCUUGUUUACCCUGGGCUCUGUCAGCAAGGCUUGGGUGCUCUCUGGUGGUAACAACAAAAUACCAGCCUACCAAACAUUCUCUGAAAACAGUGUGGAAGGCUAAAAACUGCAAUUAGUAAAUUAUCCUAACUUAACUACAUUCUGUAAAAGUUUAUUUUAUAGUAAGAAAGCUAAGGCUGACAUUUCCUUAUCCACCAGGUCUUUGCUGAUAUGUGUCCCCUAUGAUUGGUAUUUUUAGGCUGAGAUAUGGAUUUGGGAGACAGGGCCCAGCUUGGCAGAGGCUGCUAGUGGCCACAGUGACCAGGCACCCGGCUUAAAUGAAGCCAAGUGCAAAAACUUGCCUGACCCACAGGUUGCUCUGUGUUUUUGAAGUAAAUUACUGGAGUGUUUUAAGAAACAAUUGUUAAGACUAUAGUCCUCAGUGCCUUUGGUGAGACGUGGGUCUUUUGGCUUCAGCUUCCCACUCGUGUCCCUGGCCUCACCCUUUGUGGUUGUUCAAUCUUGCCUGUGUCGUUGCCUGUUGUGACAAUCACACUGUUAAAAGUGGCUUUCCAAUUAAAACACAGGGAAGCUUGGCAGUCCCUAAAUGAAUCCUUCCAUUUUCUUUGGGGGCUAUUGUCUUGGCAGCAACCUAACAGUAAACUUAAAAGUGGCUUAGGAAGGGAAAGAACAUCAGACAUUUCUAAUACUCAGUAAUAUGCACUUUUAGUUAACUUUCAAUAUUGAUAUGUAUACAUGGAAUGUAGGAAAAAUGCUCAACAUUACCACUGUUAAGUUUUAGUGUUUGGGUAACAUUUGGUAUUGACUGCACAUUAAAAAACGGCCUUUCUUCAGGAAAGUACCAUCAGUUGUCAUCCCAACAGCCUAUUCAUUCACGGAUGCUAAUGCUGCUGCAUACACAACUCAAGUGCUGGAAUAUUUUUCUAGUCUGUUUCCCAAUUAACUUGUAAAUCAGUGUUCAACUAGUUUUAUAAUUGAAAAGCUGCACAUUUUUUUCAUAGUACCAACUAGUUUGUACCUGUAGUUUGGAUUUCUCUGUUAUGAUACAACCUAUCACCCCACCCCCACCCCCAAAUUCCUUUUUAGAGGACAUCUACUAAAGGAAAGUCCAGUGUGGAAUUUUCUUGGGACCGCUUGUAUAACUUCUGCCCUUCAUACUAUAGAAAACACCGUGGAUGCCAUUACCUUUUGAUUCCAGGUUAAAAACCUGCAGAGAGCUGCCAUUUUGUACAGCUUUUCUCCCCAUGUAAAUGAGCUAUGUGAUGGCAUUUAAAAACCCGCAUGUUCUUUUUAAACUGAAUUUUCUAUCUAAUCAAUGUCUUCAGUCCUGAAGGAGAAUCUGCAUUGUUGUCUGUAUAGAGAGUUGCUGUGCAUGGUUACGAGCGCCUUUUACUAAAUGCUGUUUAAUGUGGCUUUGUUGUUGUGGCUUAAUACUACCUACAUGAGGUUUAUACUAUUAAAGUAAAUUAAAGACUA